AUGGACUUUCCUGGUGGCCGCGUACCGUUCACAGAUCGCCUCAGCUUUGUCGGGGGAGCAGUGUCCCCGUCACAGCCAACAAGCUGCUACAGAACCUUGGACAGCACAGGAGCCUGCAUCGAGGAUGCAGAAGUGCCCCAUGAUAUCGAUGAGGAGCUGGCCCUCAAGAUGUAUGAGACGAUGGUCAAGUUGCAGACCAUGGAUGUCAUAUUCUAUGAAGCGCAGAGGCAGGGGCGCUUCUCCUUCUUCAUGACCAGCAACGGCGAGGAAGCCACCAUCAUUGGCAGCGCGGCCGCCCUGUCCCCCAAGGAUCACAUCUUCUCUCAGUACAGGGAGCAUGGGGCUCUUCUGUAUAGAGGCUUCUCCUUCCUUGACAUGGCCAAUCAGUGCUUUGGGAAUGUGCUUGGGCACGGCAAGGGCCGCCAGAUGCCCAUCCACUACGGCAGCAAGGCCCACAACUUCCAGACUGUGUCCGCGCCACUCGCAACCCAGUUGCCACACGCUGUAGGAGCUGCUUAUGCGCUGAAGCUGCAAGGGCAGAGCGCCGUGACAGCGGUGUACUUUGGGGAGGGGGCAGCGAGCGAAGGUGACUUCCACGCUGCCCUCAACUUUGCGGCCACGCUGUCAGCCCCGGUCCUCUUCAUCUGCCGCAACAACGGCUGGGCCAUUUCCACACCAGCAAACGAACAAUACAAAGGUGAUGGAAUAGUGGGCAGGGGCCCCUCCUACGGCAUUCCAAGCGUGCGUGUGGACGGGGGAGAUGCGCGCGCAGUUUUCAGCGCCACUGCAGAGGCCCGGCGCAUCGCACUCGAGAAGACCUGCCCCGUGCUCAUCGAGGCGAUGUCAUACCGCAGCGGGCACCACUCCACAUCGGACGACUCGUCGCGCUAUCGCACGGCUGAGGAGAUGAGCGCGUGGCGUGCGCGCGACCCGGCGACCAGAUUCCACAACUUCAUCGUCAGCCGCGGCUGGUGGGACGACAAAAGGGAACGCCAGCUGCGCGUGGCCACCCGCAAGCAGGUGGUGGACGCCCUGACUGAGGCUCAGAAGGGGGCCAAGCCGCCAUUGGAGGACAUGUUUACUGAUGUGUACAAGGAGAUGCCUUGGCACCUGCAGGAGCAGGCUGCCGAGGCACGCGCGCAUGCACAGAGGCACCCAGAGUCGCUGCAUGGCAUCCCUUUGGAAUGA
Molecule: messenger RNA, 1188 nt
Organism: Coccomyxa subellipsoidea C-169
Lineage: Eukaryota; Viridiplantae; Chlorophyta; Trebouxiophyceae; Coccomyxaceae
Product: mitochondrial branched-chain alpha-ketoacid dehydrogenase complex, E1 alpha
Exons: 8
Coding region: 1-1188 (395 amino acids)
Biological process (GO): branched-chain amino acid catabolic process
Molecular function (GO): oxidoreductase activity, acting on the aldehyde or oxo group of donors, disulfide as acceptor
Source: RefSeq, a predicted model, not a curated record